CGUCAGCUCAAGUGAAAGACGGAAGCAAAGCGCUCAUUGUGGAGCCGUCAGUAAAAGUAGUUGUAGCGACAGCUUGGGAAAGCUCAUAGAUAGUACAGUGUGGUCGCCUCUCCUGCUCAGUGGCAACAUUUGAUUGAAUAGGUAUAUAUACACAUUAGAUAGAGAGAAAUAACGUUGCUCUUUUUUUGUUGUUGUGUGUGACUAUGGCUGAUGUUACGCAAUUCAACGAGGGGACCGGGGACUUCGCGAAAGGGUUUGCUCGUAAAGGAGCGUUGAGGCAGAAGAACGUCCAUGAAGUGAAGGACCACAAAUUCACUGCGAGGUUCUUCAAGCAGCCGACUUUUUGUAGCCACUGUACCGACUUUAUCUGGGGAUUUGGAAAGCAAGGAUUCCAGUGCCAAGUUUGCUGUUUCGUGGUCCACAAGAGGUGCCAUGAGUUUGUCACGUUCUGCUGCCCCGGGGCGGAUAAGGGUCCCGACACAGACGACCCCAGAACCAAGCACAAGUUCAAGAUCCACACCUACGGCAGCCCCACCUUCUGCGACCACUGUGGCUCUCUCCUGUACGGUCUCAUCCACCAGGGGAUGAAGUGUGACACCUGCGACAUGAACGUGCACAAUCAGUGUGUGAUGAACGUGCCCAGCAUGUGUGGGACGGACCACACCGAGAGGAGGGGACGCCUCUACCUGAAGUGUGAGGUCACAGAGGACAAGCUGCAGGUCACAGUGGGCGAAGGUCGAAAUCUGAUCCCCAUGGACCCCAACGGCUCGUCUGAUCCUUACGUCAAGCUCAAGCUCAUCCCAGAUCCCAAGAAUGAGACCAAGAAGAAGACCAAGACCAUCCUCGCCAACCUCAAUCCCACCUGGAAUGAGUCUUUUACAUUCAAGCUGAAGGCUACAGAUAAGGACCGCAGGCUGUCUGUGGAGGUGUGGGACUGGGACCGUACUACCAGGAACGACUUCAUGGGCUCCCUGUCCUUCGGCGUGUCAGAGCUGAUCAAAUCUCCUGUGUGUGGUUGGUACAAGAUGUUGAACCAAGAGGAGGGCGAGUUCUACAACGUGCCCAUCUCAGAGGAGGAUGACGGGAACGAGGAGCUCCGACAGAAGUUUGAGAAAGCCAAGCUGGGCCCUGGUACUAAGAAGGUGAUCUCUCCAUCAGAUGACAGCCCGUCUAGUCUGCCCUCUAACAACCUGGACUCGGUCAAACUCACCGACUUCAACUUCCUGGCCGUGCUGGGGAAAGGCAGCUUCGGCAAGGUGAUCCUGGCAGAGAUGAAGCCCACGGAGGAGCUGUACGCCGUCAAGAUCCUGAAGAAGGACGUGGUGAUUCAGGACGAUGAUGUGGAGUGUACCAUGAUCGAGAAGAGAGUCCUGGCCCAGCAGGACAAACCACCCUUCCUCACUUCACUCCACUCCUGUUUCCAGACCGUGGACCGACUGUACUUUGUCAUGGAGUACGUGACUGGAGGAGACCUCAUGUACCACAUCCAACAAGUGGGCAAGUUCAAAGAGCCGCAGGCGGUGUUCUACGCAGCAGAGAUCUCUGUCGGCCUGUCCUUCCUGCACAAGAAAGGAGUCAUUUACAGGGAUCUGAAGCUGGACAACGUGAUGCUGGACUCGGAGGGCCACAUUAAGAUCGCUGACUUUGGCAUGUGUAAAGAGAACAUACACGAGGGCGUGACCACUCGCACCUUCUGUGGGACGCCCGACUACAUCGCCCCAGAGAUUAUUGCAUAUCAGCCAUAUGGGCUAUCAGUGGAUUGGUGGGCAUACGGAGUGCUGCUCUACGAAAUGUUGGCAGGACAGCCCCCAUUUGAUGGUGAGGACGAGGACGAGCUCUUCCAGUCCAUCAUGGAGCACAACGUGUCGUAUCCCAAGCAAAUGUCCAAAGAGGCCGUGUCCAUCUGCAAAGGGCUGAUGACCAAACACCCGUCAAAGCGUCUGGGCUGCGGCUCCGAGGGAGAGAGGGACAUCCAGGAGCAUGCCUUCUUCAGACGCAUCGACUGGGAACGCCUCCAGAACCGCGAGAUCCAGCCCCCCUUCAAGCCCAAAGGGUGCGGCAAAGGGGCGGAGAACUUCGACAAGUUCUUCACGCGCACCCAGCCCCAGCUCACGCCCCCCGACCAGCUGGUCAUCGCCAACAUCGACCAAGCCGACUUCUCAGGCUUCUCCUUCAUCAACCCCCAGUUCGUGCACCCCUCCCUGGUCUCCCUGCACACCGUAUGAGGGGGAGGGGGCCACAGACCCCCUUCCUACCUCUGCUCCCUACCUAGCACUAACCCUCCACCAACUGCAGCCUCUUCAAGCCAAACUCCCAAUCACCAAAACUGGUCCAACUCCACAACAACAACACAGACCCUGAUAUCAAGCGCCAUUUUGAGUUCCUCUAUCAAUGUAUUAAUGAUGUGUCCUCUAGGAAUUGGACUUGGGGCUCUGAGUGAGAGGAGUUGGUGAGUGGAAGUGCUGUGUGUUAAUGGUGAGGGGGAGGGUGAAGGUUUGAGGAAGGAGAUGUAUGUAGGGUUGAUAUACUUUCCCACCCACCUGUUGUGUUUGAAAUGAAUCAUGAUAGAUAUUGAAAUGAAUCAUGACAGAUAUUGAGAUGACUGACCUGUUGUUUUGAAUGUGUGGGGACAAAACCCAUGAAACUAUGCCAGUUUUUUUUCUGAUUCUAGAGUGAAGGGUUAACUUCUUGUUAAACCCUGUACUGGCUAUACUAUCUCCAUUGAAACCCAAGGCAACUACAAACAUAAUCUCUUGUUUUGAGCUAUUGGGUCAGAGCCAAAUAUGAGGUCAGUACAGGGAGACUAUGUUUACAGUUUUACCUUGUGUUGGUGAGAUUUUAUUUCAAUAUGUGUCAUUACAGGUGCCCCUAUGUUUCAAUAUACAUCAAAUACACACCCAGUACGAAUAUCAUGACACACUAACAAUAACACAGAUGUAGGAUCUUAAUUUGAUCAAAACUUUCCUGCAUUGCAAACUAAAAUGUGUAAUGUGUUUGAGGUUUAAAAAGGCUUCUGAAGUUUGUAAUUUCCACUUAGACAUUUUAGACUUGUUUUUUUUCCCUUACGAAAAAUGUAUCAACCCCUAAAAAAAACCUAUUAAUUAUAAUCCACAUAAUAACUCACGUUUCCUGUAGCCGCACGGAUUAUUUUCCUGCUGUAGCAAACUGGCUCAAAUUAAGACCAUACAUCUGUACACACACGUUACAUUAACACAGGGAUAUCUUGAACCUUGAAGUACAGGUUUGUAUGGUUAUCUUGUCAUUAGGUUUACAACUGUGAGUGGACAUUGAGACAGAACGCAGUAGAAGUUGUGGUUAGAGGAAGUAGGCAGUGCAACAGUCCCAUCUUCUUUCAACACCUACACAAGAAUAACAGGUUAACAGAAGUAUAAAGGUGGUCGUUCCAAAAGCAAAUGGUGAUCAGGUAGCACUACUUUGUGACAGCCUUUUUUACUAUCCUCCUGUCCCGACUUUGUUGUCACUCUGCCCACUUAUCAAAAAGGCCCUCAAUGGCCAUGAUUCUCUUUAACCUGAAGAAGUCCUUCAAUGUUAAGUUCCCAAGGGAAAUUUAUUGAGGAUUUAGGAAGUAAAUUGAGAGAGGUAGCGACUAAAUUUCAAUUGAUGUCGAGUUAUUGUUUGCUUACUCAAUGAACCGUGCAAUAUUAUAUUGCAUGCUUAUACCCUUAUACAUGGCUAUAACGCCAUUCUAACCAUGUUGACUAGAGUAUCACGUUAUUAAAACGAUUAGUUCCCUUUUCUGCUUUUAUGUGAUGUCAUGCACCCCCCCCCCCCUCCCCCCAAUUAGUUCUAAUUCAUAUUUUAGUGUAACACAUACCAGUGUAUUAACUCUUUUGUAAAUAUUAAUGAGCUAUUUAAAAAAAAAAAAAAAGUAUAGUAUCUCGCAGAUUUUAUACCAACAACUGAAUGUGAUUUUAUUAUGUUAGAUAGGUUAACAUAUUUCUAUGUAAAAAAUAAAGUACCCCAAAAUAUCAACUUUGUAACAAUUAGGUGACAAAGUAUUUUAAGUCGAGUCGGUCGGGAUUAGCAAACCCGAGAGAAACAUCUGGACGACUUUUGCCGAUAUUAUCAAACGUUUUCCGUUUGCUCUCGUCUCCAUCGCACAUAUCCGAUGUCCUUGAAUGCGAUCGCUGAGUGAGUUGACUGAAUGUGUGCCUGGCUCUUGUAUCUGCAUGUUGUUGGUGAGGAUUUAAAAAUAAGUUUAACAAAAUGAUAUAAAUGCUGCAUGAUACUCAGUACCAGUAACCAGGCCCCUGGUUGGAUAGCAAGGAGUCUCUGCCCAAACACCAGAUCCAAGAUCAGCUGAACCUACCCUAAUCCUAGCCAUUCACAAUUAGGAGGCUAUGGUCAAAUCUGACUACAGAUAUGCGUUUAGGGGAACUCCUAAACACGUCUCUGUACUAGACCAGAUGGGACAACUUGCUCUCUAGUGUCUCAAUGAAGGGGUUUUGUUUCUUCUUAUCGUUAGUAUUGUUUGUUCGUAUAAAAAAAAAUACAAUUUACAUUAUUUGUAUUGUCGGCGUUUUUUUGUUUGGUUAUAGAUUCUGCUCAAGUGAUACAGGAAUGUUUUGCGGAAUUAUCAUCAUAGCAAUUCAUAUCUUAACAUCUAACUGUUGCUAGAUUUAUACAAUUCCCUCGACUUUUGCUCCUAUAAACCUUUUCCUAACCUCGUAACUGUGCCAAACCUGAAACAGCCAGAACCCGACAAUAGCAGCGUUGCACUAGCUGUCGUCAUACCAAUGACCCGUCAAUACCGAAAUCUUAUCAAUACCGAUGUGUUGUCAAUACACAUGUUUUUUUCAAUGCCGAUGACUCGUCAAUACAGAUGUCUCUCCCUGGUAGACUCUUGGUGGUUAGUCCAAGAGAGCGUGCCAACACCACAUUUCACAACGUCUUUCCGACCCAUGUGCUUCUCGCUAAAAAUAUGUAGCUAAGGGAUUGCUAAUUCAAAUAAUGUCGACGUGGUUCUGAUGCCAGACAAUCCGGCAGUCGUUUCUUGUAGGUUUUUUUUAUGUCACGUUAGCAGCCUACACCUCUGUGGGAGUUUACCUUUAUGCUCUAUAGCCGGACAGCAGUAUGACCCUUCUGCAAUACCAUGCCUGCUUACCCCUUACCUUAACUCCCUGUGCCUAUCAGUCAGUGUGUGUGUUUACAUGUGAGUGUGAGAGAGGGAAGGAAGGAAACCAUAAAUGAGUGGCUGUUGAGUGAAUAAAUUAGUGAGUGUGUGGAUGAGUGAAUAAUUGAUUGGUGAACAACCCCGUUCCUCAUCCUAUUGGCCUGUUAAACCCCCCCUGUCUGGGUAGCUCAUCUCCUCUGUCCAUCCUUCCAUUCCUCCCCCCUUCCUCAGUGCCUGGGCAAUCAAUCCAUUCCCUUACUGACAAAGCCCUCAUCCCUUCUCCUUCAAGAUCCAAUCAGUUCAUGAAAGCAGUUUCGUCCGAGAAACUCGGCUCUACAGGCUGACAGCUACCUGCCCUUCUUGCCCCUUCCAAUCCUCCCAAAACGUACUGGGGAAAGAAUUGGCCAAAUGUGUUAUUUUUCACCUUCGUUUACAUCCUGCUUUAUAUUUUCCUUUGCCUUAGCUCCUACGUUGUGUGUCCCAAAUGGCACCCUAUUCCCUAUAUAUUGCACUACUUUUGUCCAUAGGCCCUGGUCAAAAGUAGUGCACUAUAUAGGGAAUAGGAUGCCAUCUAAGAAACAGCUAGCCUCUCCCCCAUUCUCUGUUGAUUCAUGUCCAAACCAAGCGCUUCUUCUGUCCCUGUACAUAAUGAUUUAGAUAUCUACAUAGACUUGUAAAAGAAAGAAUAUAUUGUAUUUUGCAAAUGGUUAUGUUCAUUCUCCCCAAAACCCUUUGAAAGUGAGUCUGAGCUACUUACCUUGUAAUCAAUAGUGUAAUUUGUACCUACUGUAUGAUAAUGCAAAUAAAAAAUAAAAAAUGGC
Oncorhynchus kisutch (coho salmon) is the source of this 5955-nucleotide messenger RNA. RefSeq names its product protein kinase C alpha type-like. Lineage: Eukaryota; Metazoa; Chordata; Actinopteri; Salmoniformes; Salmonidae. Gene Ontology annotation, molecular function: diacylglycerol-dependent serine/threonine kinase activity; ATP binding; zinc ion binding. The coding region runs from base 204 to 2225 and encodes 673 amino acids. The record is from RefSeq and is a predicted model, not a curated record. The transcript is spliced from 17 exons. Gene Ontology annotation, biological process: protein phosphorylation.